GACUGGCCGUUCCUUUUGAAUGAUUUCACUGCGGUUUGCCCACAUUCCCUAAGCUAGACGAGCAGCAGCAGCAGCAGCAAGAGGACGAGGGCGCAGGAAUCAUGGUGUAAAGGAGCCGCCGGUUCGCUGGCGCGGGGGACCAGGGGCACAAGGAGCCUGCACAUUUCAUGGCAGCCAGGGCUAGGGGCGCUGGAGAAGAGAGGGGCAUGGCAGCUCGGGGGGUCGACUGGUCUUAAAAACUGCAGGGAGCGGGGCGGCGUUGCUGCUGCCGCUGCCGCCGCCGGAUCCAUCCUGCUGCUCUCGCGCUUUGCCGCAUUUCCUCCCUUCUCCCAACUCCCGUCUGGAGACGUACCACCACCCCGCACUCUGAGCAGCCUCGCCCCCGCCAAGAUGUCUCUGGCCGUCGAAGAAGAGGACUACGCCAAGCUGGUGAUGGAGUCGGGGCCCGAGUGGCUCCGCACCGAGAUCAAGCGGCUCUUCCAGGAGCUGGGCGAAACCACCCGCCAGAAGAUCCAGGCUGCCGAGUACGGGCUGGCGGUGCUGGAGGAGAAGCAGCAGCUCAAGCAGCAGUAUGAGGAGCUGGAGCUGGAGUACGAGACCAUCCGCACCGAGAUGGAGCAGCUGAAGGAGGCUUUUGGUCAGGCUCACACUAACCACAAGAAAGUAGCAGCAGAUGGAGAGAGCAGGGAAGAAACCUUGAUUCAAGAGUCCGCCACAAAGGAAGAGUACUACAUGAAGAAAGUCAUGGAACUGCAGACAGAGCUAAAGCAGCUGAGGAAUGUCCUUGCCAACACCCAGUCUGAAAAUGAACGCUUGAAUUCUGUUGCUCAGGAACUGAGAGAGAUAAAUCAGAACGUGGAACUCCAGAGGGGUCGCUUGCGAGACGACAUAAAAGAGUACAAAUUCCGAGAAGCCCGUUUGCUGCAAGAUUACACUGAGCUCGAGGAGGAGAACAUCUGCCUUCAGAAGCAGGUGUCAGUCCUGAAGCAGAACCAGGUGGAAUUUGAAGGGCUGAAACAUGAAAUCAAGAGGCUCGAAGAAGUUACCGAAUUCCUCAACAGCCAGCUGGAAGAUGCCAUACGGUUAAAAGAGAUAUCUGAGCGCCAGCUUGAGGAGUCCUUGGAGACCCUGAAGACAGAACGAGAGCAGAAGAACAACCUUCGGAAGGAGCUGUCUCAUUAUAUGAACAUCAAUGAUUCCAUGUACACGAGCCAUUUGAACUUCUCUCUGGAUGGGCUGAAGUUCAGCGAUGAGACCACGGAGCCCAAUAAUGAUGAAAUUGUGAACGGCUUUGAGCAGAACUGCCUGAGUAAAAUCAACAAUGGCAAUAAUAAGGCAUCAACGCCGAAGAAAAGUGAGAGCUUCCCUCCAGCGCCUAGUCUUGUGUCUGAUCUCUUGAGUGAGUUGAAUAUAUCUGAAAUCCAGAAGCUGAAACAGCAGCUUAUGCAGAUGGAAAGAGAAAAAAUGAAUUUGUUGUCUACACUCCAAGAGUUUCAAAAGCAGCUGGAGAACACCCGAGGAGCUCUGUCUGAGCAGAAUGAGAAGGUAGUCAGGCUCACCGAGAACCUCAGUGCCAUGAAAAAGCUCCAGGUCAGCAAGGAGCGCCAGUCAGCUCUUGACAAUGAAAAGGAGCGAGAUAGCCACGAAGAUGGAGAUUAUUAUGAGGUUGACAUCAAUGGCCCAGAGAUUCUGGAAUGCAAGUACAAAGUGGCUGUGGCGGAGAUGAGUGACUUAAAAGACGAGCUCAAAGGCCUAAAAGCCAAAUAUGAAGAGUGUGAAUCCAAAUACGAAGAGGAGAAGAGCAGGUAUGAGACCGACUCUCAAGCUCUGACCGAGAAGAUUACUUCAUUGGAAAAAUCUAGCAGGCAAGAUAGAGAGCAGGUAGUUAGACUGGAGAAGGAACUCAAGAAAGUAAGUGAUGUUGCUGGAGAAACACAGGGAAGCCUCAGCGUCGCUCAGGAUGAGCUGGUCUCCUUCAGCGAGGAGUUAGCCAACUUGUACCAUCAUGUCUGCAUGUGCAACAAUGAAACUCCAAACCGGGUCAUGCUGGAUUACUACAAAGAGGGUAAAGGAGGCCGUACCAGUCCAGAGGGCAAAGGCCGCAAAUCGCCCAUCCUGCUCUCUAAAGGCUUGUUGUCCAUAGACUUAGGAAAAUCAGAAAGUGGGAGUGGGGACAGCAGUCCUUCGCCAGUGUCGUCUCUCCCGUCCCCAGUAUCUGAUCCCCGGAAGGAGCCCAUGAACAUUUACAACCUGAUUGCCAUAAUCCGCGACCAGAUCAAGCAUCUUCAGCAAGCGGUUGACAGAACGACAGAGCUGUCUCGGCAGCGGGUGACCACCCAGGAACUUGGGCCGGUAGUAGACAAAGACAAAGAGGCUCUAAUGGAGGAAAUCCUGAAGCUGAAGUCUCUGCUAAGCACCAAGAGGGAGCAGAUAGCAACUCUGAGGACUGUCCUAAAGGCUAACAAGCAGACAGCAGAAGUUGCUCUGGCCAACUUGAAAAGCAAGUAUGAAAAUGAAAAGGCCAUGGUUACGGAGACAAUGAUGAAGCUGCGUAAUGAGCUGAAGGCUUUAAAAGAAGAUGCUGCUACCUUCUCUUCUCUGAGGGCCAUGUUUGCUACCAGGUGUGACGAGUAUGUUACCCAGCUGGACGAAAUGCAACGCCAGCUUGCCGCGGCCGAAGACGAAAAGAAGACGCUGAACUCGUUGCUCCGCAUGGCCAUCCAGCAAAAGCUGGCUUUGACCCAGCGCCUUGAGCAUCUUGAGCUGGACCAUGAGCAGUCCAAAAGGGUGCGCACAAAAUCUGCUUCCAAAGCCAAGAGUAGUAACCCCAGUCUGUAGAGUAGCUCCCGGAGAAGCCUAUUGCAACUGUGCAACUUCGUAUCUUAGCCUGUGUCGUUGUGGUUAGAAGUGGCGGUAGCCUGUUGCACAAAAGAAUGGAUACCAUUGACCAUGAACCUCCCCCCCCCUAAAAAAGGCAAAAACCACAUAAUUUUUAAUAUGCAACAUGCAUUGUUGGGUAUUCUUCCCCCUCGCUUUCAACCACCUUUUUUUUUUUCCUUUUUGGCAUAUUAUGUCUGGAUACAAACAAACAAAGCUUUAUCCUUUUAAGUGCUGCUGCAGGAAGAAAACUUACAAAUGCUGAAGAAACCUACUUCAUCAUCUGAUAAUUGCCAUGGUAGCUUAUUAUGGCCUAUUAGAAAGGUUCACAUGGGUAUUAUUAUUUUUUGUAACUUUCAUUAUAGAGCAUUCAUGUAAAACAACAACAACAACCAACAAUGGUCUGAUUGUUUAAACCUGUGCACUUUUAAUAUUUUGCUAUUUACUUUAACGUCUUUUUAUUCUUUUUUGUAGAAGAGUUUAUAUGGAGGGAGGGAAGUCCAGUGACUUAUGCGCAUAGUCUCUCUCCAUUUUGGACUUGUGCUUGCUGUUUUCCCAUCCGCAUGUGGCAGAGUUUUAUACAAUAUUGUUUUGCUCUACACUGUGUUUAGAAAAGAACUUCCAACACAAGCCAGGAGUUCUGCUAAACUGUAUAUGUGCUGUGCAUCAGCAGCUUUUUUUUCCUUAUAAAAUGUUAAGCUUUAUCUGUUUUAAAUUACUGAUUUUUAACUGCCAUGUUAACUGAGAAAUCCAGGGUAUUCAAAUUCUGGGGUUUUUUCAUAUUGUAUUAUUAUUCUUAGGAAUAGUUCAAUGUAACAAGAAGAAAACUUGACUUUGCUCUGGUUAAAACAGUUAUAGGCACUUGAAAAAGAAAUAUUAGUGUUACCUAUAAAUUCCAGAAUGUCUGGGUUUUAGGAAAAAUCUUAAUGGUGUAUGAUUGGUUAACAGAAUUUUAUACAACUAUUACCACUUAAAUUCCAAAUUGGAAUUGUUUUUUGUUACUACUUUGUUUUAUUGUGCCAAAUUGUGGUGCAUUUUAGAAAGACAAAUUCUAAAAGUUGUCAGUGCUAGGGUGUUCUAUUUCAGCGCCUUUUUUGUGAUUUAAUUGUUGCCAGUAGUGCCUUUCAUAAUUUUAAAGGGAGAAGCCUAGGCUAGCUUAGUCUGUCCUUAAAGGAAAGGAACCAUGGCUUUGGAACCUAGUCAUGAUGUGGAGCAAUAAGCGCAAAGCAAACUCCCCUGCCGCAUUCUUUUUUUUAAAUGGGUAGACCUACUAUAGAGAUGAUAUAUGCGCGAAAUUGUAAAAAAUUCUGUUAGCCAAUGAUACUUCAUCAUGCAAAUUCAGGGGCAUAGAAGAAAAGAACAAGCAGACAACUAUUAAAAGAAGAAGAAGAAGAAAAGAAACACCCCAAAAUAUACUUUGCAAACCAAACAAACUUUAUUGAACAAAAUAAGACACAAGAUGUAUUAACACAUUUGUGGUUGCAGUACAGAGGUUGUUUUGGGAAUAUUGGUGUUCUGGUAGCUUUGUAUGGUGGUGGAUCAGUUAACCAUAGUAUUGUUUGCAAAUGUGGAGAAGAAAAAGAGGAACAAUGCAUUUAAUAUUUUUUUCUCUCUUGCAUGUUGUAUCUAAUCCAUGGUGAUUUCAGGAAACAGAAACUGAGAUGUGCAUCAACAAAGAUGGACCUGGUGGUGCUAUUUGUUGAGGGUAACUUUGAAUGAUCAAAUUUGGUACUUUUCAGGGGAGGAGAAACCACCUUCCUUUAAAAAGAAAAGAAAAGAAAAAAUUAUAAUAAUAAAUGACGUGGGAAAAAGAUUUCUGUUUGCUGGAAGAAACUUUAUUAUUCCUAGAGGUGGGGACAUAUAUUUUCAUCUUUUUUGGUUACAGUAUUGAUUCAUAAGUGGUAUGAUUACAUUUUAAAAUUACAUCUCUAUGUGGGUAUUUAUUUGAAAUGUCAAAGUACUGUAUUAUGUUUUUACGUGCAUUAUCUUUUAGUGGUGGAUUGGUCUUCGUUUCAUUGUCAUAUGCAUGUACUCUUGCCAAGUAACCUUUACACAGACUUGGGGGGGGGGGAAGGAAGCUGAUAUAAUCGCUUAAAAGCAAGACAUGAAACUGAUUAAGGUACAGCUCUUGUGUUAAUUUGAUAAUUUUAGGAGGUGUAGAAGACAAAAACAAAUUAAUUCCAAAUUAAUCCAAAAAGAGUGCAUGUUGUGUAGGAAAGCAAUCUACCUGUGUAAAGGUAGUCAUAUUGGCAGUAUCAAUAAAGGAGAAAGAAAGAGUUUCUGGCUGGUUUGUUUUUUAAUUGCACCACUUUUGUUUGCUGAAGUAUUUCUAGACCUCUUAACAGUAUUAAUGUAUGAAGUCUUGACAUGUGUAGGCAUGAGUCAGCCAAAGUUCAUCACUUUUAAAACCCUUUUAUUUCAAUGGGAGAGGUUGAAACGUGUGUAUAUAACACUCCCAUUGAAAUUAACGAGUCUUAGAAUGGCUUCCGUCCUGCUUUUAGAUGUACAUCCAGGACCGGCACAAGACAUUUUGAGGCCUGAAUCGAAGGACAAGAUAGUGCCCUCCCACAAGGCACAUACAGAAGCCAAUUGGACCGACCGUUGAACUUUGCUCCAGUACUGGUGAAAGGCCAGUGUCUUCCACUGCACUUGAGGGCAGCAGGCUAGCAUAGGGGGUACAAGACAGGUCACAUGGCAUUCACAGCUCCAGCCACUUCCCGCACCUCAUCACCUGCCACCUGAGGCAGCCGGCUCACUCUGCCUCAUCAUAGGGCGAGCUCUGUGCACACCAAUGAUUCUUGAAGCGGGCUCAUGCUGCUCUUGGGAUCUUUAAUGAAGAUGAUUGCAUGCUACCGACAGAACGGCAUUUCCUUCAAAUACCUUGCUCAGCGAUGAUCAAACAGAGAACCAAUAUUAGUGUACUUGCUCUGGAGAGCCAGCAAUAGCCACACCUGUUGAAAGGGGAGGAGCUUGAAACUCUUCAGAACAUGUUGUAUUUUUGUUUACUCAAAGCAGGAUAUGCUUGUUGGCUGGUAUCCAUUCAUUCAACUGAGAUUAUUUAUGGCCAAAUGAUAGGCAAUACUUGCAUGAGAUAUGGUAAUUGGUUCCAGGAAUCAACUAGGUAAUUAGAGUCCACUGUCUGUGGGUGGCACAUGUUUGAAUUAUCUGUGGCUUGCACUUCUGAGGUGUUCCCUGCUACCACAAUGAAACUCUCAGAGCAAAAGCAAACCACACACAUAGUUUUGGAGCAUACAGAAAGUAUCAGCAGAACCAAGCUUCUUGAUAACAGAUCUUUAUCGUUGAUCCAAUAUAACUUGUAUUAAAAAACAAGCCUUUCUGCUUUUGGAUAUGGAACAAAAAAGGUGGUAUGAAUUUAUUCCAGCAGCCGUGAUAGCAAAUCUAAAUCAAUGUACCUGUUAAUAAAAUAGUUCAUUAGGAGAAGCAUUUAGUCCACAUCAAAAACAAUACCUACCGUAGUUAUCUUGGCACACAUUUUCUCUCUCCCUUUCUUAUGUUGAAUUGGGUGCUUCAGUUUUACAUGAAGCAAAAGGAAGAGUGUCAUCAGUAAUAACACUAUUAAGGGCUUGAUUUUAGAUGCAGGUCUGAUUAUUGUUGUUAAACAAGGAGUUACAAGCUUGCAUCUUUGCAAGGGGUAGAACUUCAGCCUGACAGAUGUUGCUCUGCUUAAUCUCAGGGCGAGGAACCUUCUAUUAACCUAACGCUUACUCCCACCUGUCAUGAACAAUCAACAAUUUAAUGCUGAGUGCUUGUUGCCUGCCUAUAGUGAGGCUCUUCACAGUCAAAAAUAAUAAUUGAAUUAUAGUGUAGACAUUCGUUAUGAGAGCAAGACUGAGUUUAAAAGAACUAGGUGACUGAUCUGUUUAGCUGCUGAAUUCCAUCACUGUUUUGUUAACUACAGGGAAUGCUGGAAUUAUUUGCCUUCCUGGCAUGUCACAUUGCGGAAGAAUAUGGAUUUUCUGUAGCCCACGUUCCUGACUCUGAAAGGGAGAUGGCAGCAGUGAUGCCUUCUCUUGCCUAGGAGGAUGUAAAAAGUGAAUUCAUUUUGGCAGUUAAGUGCAACAGUACCUAGAUAUAAAGGAACCAGCACUCAUGGGCAACAUUUCUACCCAGAAACAAUGCAUCUGGCUACCAUGACAUCACAAAAGUGAUAAAAGCCAUAGGCUGGACUGUGCCACAAAGUUCUAGAUAAGCACAUCCUUUGAACAUACUGGGCAACCUUCAUUGCUUUGUAUCUACAAUCUGCAACCAGCCCUGUACAGUGGUGCCUCGCUAG
Molecule: messenger RNA, 7171 nt
Organism: Zootoca vivipara (common lizard)
Lineage: Eukaryota; Metazoa; Chordata; Lepidosauria; Squamata; Lacertidae
Gene: BICD2
Product: BICD cargo adaptor 2
Biological process (GO): microtubule-based movement; microtubule anchoring at microtubule organizing center; regulation of microtubule cytoskeleton organization
Cellular component (GO): Golgi apparatus; cytosol
Molecular function (GO): dynein light intermediate chain binding; cytoskeletal adaptor activity; dynactin binding
Source: RefSeq, a predicted model, not a curated record